This is a messenger RNA of Octodon degus (degu), 9078 nucleotides long. RefSeq names its product Rho guanine nucleotide exchange factor 12 (gene Arhgef12). Gene Ontology annotation, molecular function: G protein-coupled receptor binding; guanyl-nucleotide exchange factor activity. Gene Ontology annotation, biological process: G protein-coupled receptor signaling pathway; Rho protein signal transduction. Bases 747 to 5210 code for a protein of 1487 amino acids. The transcript is spliced from 39 exons. The record is from RefSeq and is a predicted model, not a curated record. Gene Ontology annotation, cellular component: cytoplasm. NCBI's taxonomy places the organism in Eukaryota, Metazoa, Chordata, Mammalia, Rodentia, Octodontidae.
GCCGCUCCGGCCGGGACUUCCAGGCCGGCCGGACAGGGACGUCCCGCUCCUCCGGGGAACCGCCGCCUACCGGAGCGUCGGGGAGGAGCCGCCGCCGCCGCCGCCGCCGCCGCCGCCCGUGCGGACUGCGGAAGAGACGGUCUGGGCCUCUCCGGGAUGGGGAGCAGCCCGCGGCGCUGAGACGCGUCCCUGUCACCUCGGGCUGCGAGACUUCGUCCCCGGCACCCGCGGCCGGCCGGCGCCCGGAGCCUGGUGGGGGCGGCGAGGCAGUGUAGAGGGGCCCCGGCCCUGGGACAUGGGACGGCCGGAGAGGCAGCCGGGGCUGCGGCCGCGGGCAGCCGGCAGCCGCGGAUAGAGCGCGGCGACCCGAGGUCUGGCCCGGCCCUGCGUGGCGGGCGUCGCGUCCGGCCCCGGAGGGACCCCCGGGUCCCCUGCCCUCGGCUGGCGGACUGCUCUGUGACGGAGUUUGCUUCCUCAGCUUUCGGGAAGAUUUAUUGCUAGCUCUAGAACUCGCCUUCUGGCGGACUUUCUGGGUGUGUGUUGGGAGAUAACUUGUUUUGCUCCAGCCCUCAUCCCCUUUCCCAGACCUCUUCAAUCGGAUGUUCUAGAUGACUGAAUGGAGUUUUGAGUUGGACUUUUGUGUCCCUGCCGGAAUUGGGCCUGAUCCCAGAGCACUGGGGGUGGGGUGGAGGUGUUUUUGUAAAAUGCAAGUUGGAUAAAAGGAGGACCUCUUGCCAAGGGCCCCAAUGAGUGGCACACAGUCUACUAUCACCGACAGGUUUCCCCUCAAAAAACCAAUAAGGCAUGGAAGUAUUUUGAACCGAGAGUCACCAACAGAUAAGAAGCAGAAAGUUGAGCGCAGUGCAUCCCAUGAUUUUGACCCCUCAGAUAGCUCCUCCAAGAAGACAAAGUCUAGUUCAGAGGAGAGUAGAUCCGAGAUAUAUGGUCUUGUUCAGCGUUGUGUGAUCAUCCAGAAAGAUGACAAUGGAUUUGGGCUGACAGUCAGUGGAGACAAUCCAGUCUUCGUACAGUCUGUUAAAGAAGAUGGAGCAGCCAUGCGGGCUGGAGUGCAGACAGGUGAUCGAAUCAUCAAGGUGAAUGGAACUCUGGUGACUCAUUCAAACCAUUUGGAGGUGGUGAAGUUAAUCAAAUCUGGUUCCUAUGUAGCUCUCACUGUUCAGGGACGCCCACCUGGGUCGCCCCAGAUUCCACUUGCUGAUUCAGAAGUAGAGCCAUCGGCUGUUGGACAUAUGUCUCCCAUCAUGACCUCCCCUCACUCACCUGGAGCAUCUGGGAAUAUGGAGAGAAUCACUAGUCCUGUGCUCAUGGGGGAGGAAAACAAUGUAGUUCAUAACCAGAAAGUAGAAAUUCUCAGAAAAAUGUUACAGAAAGAACAGGAACGACUACAGUUAUUGCAGGAAGAUUACAACCGAACACCUGCCCAGAGAUUGCUAAAAGAGAUCCAAGAGGCCAAGAAACACAUUCCUCAGCUGCAAGAGCAGCUAUCCAGAGCCACAGGCUCUCCUCAGGAUGGAGCUGUAGUUCCACCCUCCAGAGCUUUUGGUGACAUGCUAACCGUCACUGAGACAGAAACUGAUCCUGGAGAUGGACUGGGCAAGACCGACUGGAGCAGUGGAGAGACAUCUAGGCCCAGUAGCGACAGUGCAGAUAUCAACGGACAGUGCAGCUGUUUCCAGAGCAUUGAACUGCUAAAGUCUCGCCCUGCUCACUUGGCUGUUUUCUUACACCAUGUAGUGUCACAGUUUGACCCUGCAACUUUGCUCUGUUAUCUCUACUCAGACCUAUAUAAACAGACCAAUUCCAAGGAAACACGUCGCAUCUUCCUUGAGUUUCAUCAGUUCUUCCUGGAUCGAUCUGCACACCUGAAAGUUUCUGUUCCUGAUGAAAUAUCUAUAGACCUAGAAAAGAGAAGACCUGAGCUUAUUCCUGAGGAACUACAUCGUCACUAUAUCCAAACUAUGCAAGAAAGAGUCCAUCCAGAAGUUCAGAGGCACUUGGAAGAUUUUCGACAGAAACGUAGCAUGGGACUAACCUUGGCCGAAAGUGAGCUAACUAAACUCGAUGCUGAGCGAGACAAGGACCGGGUAACUUUGGAGAAGGAGCGGGCAUGUGCAGAACAGAUUGUUUCCAAAAUUGAAGAAGUAUUGAUGACUGCUCAGGCUGUCGAAGAAGAAAAGAGUUCCACAAUGCAGUACGUUAUUCUCAUGUAUAUGAAGCAUUUGGGAGUAAAAGUGAAAGAACCUCGAAAUUUGGAGCACAAGCGGGGUCGGAUUGGAUUCCUUCCAAAAAUCAAACAAAGCAUGAAGAAAGAUAAAGAAGGAGAAGAAAAAGGGAAGCGAAGAGGAUUCCCUAGCAUUCUGGGACCCCCAAGGAGACCAAGCCGUCAUGACAAUAGCGCAAUUGGCAGGGCCAUGGAGCUACAGAAGGCACGUCACCCUAAGCACUUGUCCACAUCCGCCUCUGUGAGUCCUGAACCUCAGGACUCUGCUAAGUUCCGUCAGAGUGGGUUAGCAAAUGAAGGAACAGAUGCUGGCUUCCUGCCCACCAAUUCCACAUCCUGUGUGGCUGCAGGGGCGACUCUUUCCCAGGAAGGAGGGAAAGAGAAUGAUACAGGAUUAAAACAAGUUGGAGAAACACUGGCAUCUGGAGACUCCUUGGAUAGCGCACCUCGUACUCCCAAUACCAUCUUUGAUUUCCCUCCUCCUCCAUUAGACCAAGUUCAGGAGGAGGAGUGUGAAGUGGAAAGGCUGACAGAACAUGGGACACCAAAGCCCUUCCGAAAGUUUGACAGCAUAGCCUUUGGAGAGAGUCAGAGUGAGGACGAGCAAUUUGAAAAUGACCUAGAAACAGAUCCACCCAACUGGCAGCAGCUUGUUAGUCGAGAAGUGUUACUGGGACUGAAACCUUGUGAGAUCAAAAGGCAGGAAGUGAUCAACGAAUUGUUCUACACUGAAAGAGCUCAUGUCCGAACAUUGAAGGUUCUUGACCAAGUAUUCUAUCAGCGAGUGUCCAGAGAAGGAAUUCUGUCACCUUCAGAAUUACGGAAGAUUUUUUCAAACUUGGAAGAUAUUCUUCAGCUUCAUAUUGGAUUGAAUGAGCAAAUGAAGGCUGUUCGAAAGAGGAACGAGACUUCUGUUAUAGAUCAUAUUGGGGAAGAUUUGCUGAGCUGGUUCAGUGGACCAGAAGAGGAGAAGUUGAAACAUGCUGCUGCUACAUUUUGCAGUAACCAGCCUUUCGCCCUGGAAAUGAUCAAGUCUCGUCAGAAAAAGGAUUCUCGAUUCCAGACUUUUGUGCAAGAUGCUGAGAGUAAUCCAUUGUGUCGUCGUCUUCAGCUGAAGGAUAUCAUUCCCACUCAAAUGCAGAGGCUUACCAAGUACCCACUUCUUUUGGAUAAUAUUGCAAAAUACACAGAAUGGCCCACAGAAAGGGAGAAGGUGAAGAAAGCUGCAGAUCACUGUCGUCAGAUACUAAACUAUGUCAAUCAGGCUGUCAAGGAGGCAGAAAACAAGCAGCGCUUAGAAGAUUAUCAGCGUCGCCUUGAUACUUCCAAUCUGAAGUUGUCAGAGUACCCAAAUGUUGAAGAGCUCAGGAAUUUAGAUUUAACAAAAAGGAAGAUGAUUCAUGAAGGACCAUUGGUCUGGAAGGUGAAUAGGGACAAAACUAUUGAUCUAUAUACAUUACUGCUGGAAGACAUUCUGGUGUUGUUACAAAAGCAGGAUGAUAAACUGGUGUUGCGGUGCCACAGUAAGAUUCUGGCAUCUACAGCUGAUAGCAAACACACGUUUAGUCCUGUCAUUAAGUUGAAUACAGUGCUGGUUCGACAAGUAGCAACAGAUAACAAAGCUUUAUUCGUCAUCUCCAUGUCAGAUAAUGGGGCCCAAAUUUAUGAACUGGUGGCCCAGACAGUUUCUGAAAAGACUGUCUGGCAGGACCUCAUCUGUCGAAUGGCUGCGUCAGUGAAGGAGCAGUCCACGAAGCCAGUGAUUCCUCUGCAGUCGCCGCCUUGCGAAGGAGACAAUGAUGAAGAAGAACCUCCAAAAUUAAAAGUGGAACAUCAUGGCAUUUCAGUCACUAAUCUACAGAGUCCAGAUAGAGAUUUGGGAUUAGAAUCUUCCUUAAUAUCAUCAAAACCUCAGACCCAUUCACUGAGUACUUCUGAAAAAUCAGAGGCCGUUGAUCUCUUUGUGGCUGAGAGACAGUUUGCAAAGGAGCAGCAUGCAGAUGGGACACUACAGGAAAGCGGAGAAAACUAUCACAUCACAAUCCCAGAUCCACACGUGCCUGUCUCAGAGGAACGGUGGGCAUUGGAUGCACUAAGGAAUUUGGGUUUGUUGAAGCAGUUACUGGUACAGCAGCUGAGUUUGGCUGAGAAGAGCAAUCAAGAAGACUGGCAGCAUUUCCCCAGACACAGGCUAUCCUCUCAGGAGGCACAGGCUGACCGUGGAAUCCAGAACUCUGGAAGUACUAAGGCCUACCAUCCUGCCGAAGGACAGAUGCCCUUUAGAACUGGAACUGGUGACACUGCAGGUUGUUACAGUGCACGGACUUCAGCUGAAUCUGUUCCACUGGAUUCAGUGGUACUGGCAUCCCAAGACAGCCAGGCAAGUAACAUUUUAGUAAUGGACCACAUGAUUCUGACCCCAGAGAUGUCUACCACAGAUCCAGAAGGGGGUCUUGAUGAGAGUGGAGAGCACUUUUUUGAUGCCCAUGAAGCACAUUGUGAUGAUAAUCCAUCAGAAGGUGAUGGAGCAAUUAAAAAAGAAGAGAAGGAUGUUAAUUUACACAUCUCAGGAAAUUGCUUGAUUCUUGAUGGCUAUGACGCAGUGCAGGAGAGCUCCACAGACGAGGAGGUGACUUCCUCAUUCGCCCUGCAGCCUGUGGCAGGCAUCCCUACUGUGGACUCUCCCUACCAGCAACAGUACUCUCCCCAGAGUGCUCAUUCUGAUGGGGCAGCUUCACCAUUUACCACGGAAUUCCUGGUCCAGCGGCGCUGGGGAGCUGUGGAGGAUUCCUGUUUUGAGAUCCAGAGUCCUUCCUCUUGCACAGACUCGCAAAGCCAGAUCAUGGAGUACAUUCGUAAGAUAGAGGCUGACCUUGAACACUUAAAGAAGGUGGAGGAAAGCUACACCCUUCUUUGCCAAAGGCUGUCUGGAUCAGCCCUCACAGACAAGCACUCAGAUAAAAGUUAGAGCCGAGUGUCCUGGAGGUGACUGCAGGUUGUUGGACUUUGAGCAUCGGCCUUGUAUCAACCACAUCCCGGCUCAGUGUGGAUGCAGAUAGUGUGCUAGAGGACCUGCCUGAGAACCGCUGGGGACUAGCCAUGUCCCAAGGUGCCCGGAGCGGGACUAGUUCUUCACAGUCUGGCAGCUCACUGGCCUGUCAGUGAGGGAAGGUCCAUUGCCUCACUCUCCUCACUGUUGGAAAGUCAUUUUGAUUCAGAACAAAAACCAAAUGUAUAGAGCUUUGGGUGUAGUAUAUAAAAUUGUACUUAGACAUAAGAAAAAGAGAAAAUCAGAUGUAUUUAUUUGACUCAUUCCAUAUUUGAAAGCACAUUUUAAUUUUUAUUUGCUCUGUUUUGUUUUAAGUAGUGAGAGUUUUAGCCUUUUGUAUUUAGUACACCCAAGGAUCAAUUGCUCCUGAAGCAGAGGUCAGGAUGGGGUACAAGAAGGUUAAUAGAGAGGUAAUACAAAAGCGAAAGCGAGAAGGGGAAGGGAGGAGAAACAUCUCACCUUCACUGAAGUCCGUGCCAUGCCCUCCACUGCCCAGAACACUGCUUUUCUGAGGGUUCCCCUGCGGGCAUGGUGUGCUCUGUGGCCCUUAGGUGCAGAGAACUCAAGCUGGGUGCUGCCCAGGUGAGCAGAGUAUGUGGGCUUCCUGCCACCCGGGGCAGGUACUUCUCUAGCUGGGAUCUGCCCCCAGUUAACAAGAAUCCUCAAUGUUCUAAAUAGCAGGGACUUGAAAAUGGGUGUAUUUUCUUCUAUUGUCUUUUUAUUGAGGGUUGGGAUUUGGGAGGGAAAAGAAAGCAAAUUUUUAUUUUCUUGAUUAUAAAUUUGUUAUUGGUAUUGUUUCAUUUGUAUAAUUAUGCAUUAGAUAUUGGCACUUGUGUAAAAACAUCCCUGCAGAUUGAGCAGGAAGUAACAACAAACAAAUGGAAAUGCUUCCGUGGUGGUGGUGGUGGCGGUGGUGGCAGUGGUGGUGGGGGUUGCUAAGGAAGGGCGGGAUGGGGGGAAGAGUUUGGGAAGGUUAUCUAAACUGAAUCACUACUGAGUUGAACCAUGGCUGUUGUUAGCCACCGGUACUGCUAAUUGUAAGGCCAGUAAAAUAAUAGUACCUGGAGGUUUGACUCGAAUUUUUUGCACUGAUGGUGCCAAAGGGCUCAUUGAGCCCCAAGGAGAACACGCUGGAGUGCACAGAGAUGUGGUGGAGGCGGCAGAACUGCUCCCAGCAGCUCCAGAGGCAUGUCCUCUGCCUUUGCCACUGCAGCUCUGCUCACUGGGCCUCGAAUGACCUUAGGAAAUGCAGGCCAGAGUAUACGCUGGAUGCUGCAGCAGCGUUGGGGCUGCCUGUGCCAGGGUGAUAGCAACGUUGGCAGCGCCCGCAGAGGACAGACGUGGCAGAAGUGUGACUUGAGAACUCCUUUAACUACAUCAGCUGUCUGAUGUUCUUUGUGCAUUAGGUAAAUAUUAUUGAAAUACUUUUCCGACUAAAAGUCAUUUGCUAAUCUGUAAAUUCUGUUAAUAAACAAGGAGUUCGUCCAUUGCUUACAUUUUUCAACAGUGCCCACUAAAUUCUGUGGGUAGUCGGUUAUAAUUUUAUUCUUUCCGACAGUCCCCCCAGCCCUACCCCAAAAGGGAAGUUUUCCUCUCACCAUAAGUGGUAAGGAUUCCCAACUUUUAUAAACACCACUACAGCUUAACAAGCUCGUUUAUUUGUGUCCAGAUUCCUGUUUCUGUUCUUCAAAUUUGGCCUGUUUUUAGGUAGAUCACCUUUUAUCUUUGUACCUCAUCUAUCAAUUGCAAUUAUAUUUCUAGUCAUAGGUCAAGUAUAAUUCAAUCAGAAUGGGCUUUAAAAUUUUAGAAGCAGAAGCUAAUAUAUAAGUGAAGCUUGGAAUUUGGAACUUUCUGUAUCUCUUAGGAGAAUCAAGUAGAAACCAAAUGGUUAUAUUGUGCUGCUGGAAAUAACUUCACUCCCAAGGAAAAGGGUUACGCUUGUAGCCAUCUGCCACUAAACUAUGAGGAGGCAGGAGAGAGGUAAAUGUAACACGAUGUUCCCCUUAACCGCAGACACUACAGGUCACUGCAUAAUUCUCUAGCACUCAGAAAACUUGAAUGGAGCUUUGUUUGCUCGUCAACAUCAGCCGUUAUCUUGUUCUUCAUGAUUAUUUUUUGCUUUCUCUCCUUUGCACCAUAACAGAGCUAACUGAAAAAAAAUACUUGGACUAUAGCUGUAAUACUUGCAAAUGAAUUAGAUUUUCAAUUGAAGCCCCAGGACAAGUUAAUUCUGGAAACAAAACAAAACAACACCGUUUUGAGCAUUCCUUUGAUCUUACCUUUUUCCUUUCUCCCCCUCCAGCCUGGCUUCCCAUGCCUCCCAUUUCAUCUUGGCCAUUCAUUAUAACCAAAUCCACAAGAUUCUCCUGUCUGCCUCUUAGGAUGAUUGAGUGAGAUUUUUUCCCUAUCUUUGAGUGAGACUAGUUCUCAUCUCAAAGUGGUUAAAGUUAUAUGACUACAAGUUGGAAUCUGUUCUUGUGCAAGGAAAUGGAAAAUAGUCUUCCCAAAGCCAGAAAGCUCUGUGGUAGCUGUGGAAGUGACCUGCAAGUGACACUCAGCUCUCUAGCCGGCUCAAUGGCUCCUUUGCUAUGAAGUGCCAAAUUACAUUAGAAGUGUCUCCCUCCUUUUUAGAGAACAGACUUAAGGCAAUCAGAGAAGUGCUGUAAUUUAAAAAUAUCAUUAUCAUCCUUACCAUAUAUUUUAUAUACUUUAAAAUCAGCUAACUUGGACUGUUAGAGUUAUGUUGGCUUUUAGAACUUAAAUUUUAACUAUUUAUUAUAUUGCAUGGGAGGUACAUAGUAAGAGCUUUCGGCUUUCUUUCCCCCAAAACAACUUCUAAUGACUAUUACGAAGUAAGUCCCCUUUUAUUUGUUUCUUACUGUUUUGAGGAGGGAGAAAGAGCUACUGUGACAACAGAGGAAAAAGAUCUUUUCUUCCCUGAUUCUUAGAAGAUAUAUUUCCUGCAAAUUGUCAUUUCUUGGGUCUUUUUUUGACAUUUUGUAAAUUACCGCAUUACCUGGGGCAUCCAUAUUUCGCUGUGGAAGCUGUCUCCCGCGAAGUUGCUGCGUGAUGUUACUUGGAACUGCUAGAGUGCUGGUCAGUGUUUCCUUUCCUACGGGUCCUGGAGGACACUGCAGAGGAUAGGGCGGGAGCGCUCCGGAUGCAGAACUAUGAGCAGCUUCCUGCAGCGCGCUGUGGGCUAAGCCCCUCCCCCCGUUUUGUGUUUUCUGACAUGGCUGCCUUUUUAGAGUGAUCUGCAAAAGCAUUCUGUCUUCAGGAAUUCCUGUUGUCUUACUCCCUAGGCCUUCACCACUGAAGCUGGGCGUUGUGGUAAUAAAUUAGUAGGGACAUAUGUACCUCCUCGAAGGAAGCCUCCCUGCCGUUUCCAGGUGCCAACUGCUAAGCAGAAGUAUUUCAAAAAUGGUAACUGUAAUGUGCACACUGUUGGUUAUUUUUAAUAAGCUUCUUCCUACUAGAACAUUUUAUUUUCCUGUUCACCAUACAAUCAUGUACUCUUUAACAGAAAUUGCUUUUAAAAAAAUCUGGAACUAUCUUUAAAAGAACUUUAUUAAUAAUCAUGUAUUUUUACUGAUCACAUUUUGAAAUACCUAAAAGACUUUAUUGUUCUAAUUAUCCAGAUAUACCUUUGUAAAAUAGCUCUUUUAUGAAUUAGCUAAUAAGGCUGUAUGUUUCUGGAACAAAAUAUUGGUCAUCUAAAAACUUUCUGUUUUCUGGGGCCUGGGAAAAUAGAAAAUAAGAGUUCAAAUAUUAAAUAAGCUUAAAGGAA